AUGCAUCUUAUGGCAUUCGUGACUUUGGUGUUUUGUGGUAUAAUUAUGUCCGAGUUGUGUGAGCGAUCUCCACCACACGCGCAGCCGGCUGACUCCCACUACAAGUUGGCAGUCGCUGGUGACCCAGACUUAUUUCUUCCUGGAGAACUAUAUUCAGUAUCGCUUCACGGUGUAGACAGCGGACAAGGCCCGGCCCCUUUCACAGGCUUCAUCAUUUGGGCGGAAUUAGAUCAUAAUUUAAAUAGUAGUUCUAAUGCUACCAAUGUUACUGUGAGUGGUUCACCAGGGACCUUCCAGGCGUAUGAUGCCCAGACUAAGCCUCACGAACUGUGCAAGCCGGCUGUGGAUAACGCUACCGCUCAUCCAAAGACAGAAAUUCAGGUGAUAUGGAACGCCCCGUCGAGUACACCUGAGAGCUGUGUACGUUUGUGCGCGCGCGCAUUUCAUCUUGAUUCCACUACGGUAUCAAUUCUAGCACGUAAAUUGUGUCCUGCGCCUGCAGUUCCUACUGCGCCUGAUCGACAACCGCCUAUUGUAGAGCCUUGUUGCGCUUGCGAUGAGGCUAAAUAUGAGGUAACAUUCGAGGGUCUGUGGUCUCGGAACACUCACCCUAGAGAAUUCCCUCCGGAAUCAGCGCGGGCGCAUUUCAGCGACGUUAUAGGUGCGUCGCAUACGGCCCAAUUUAGAGUUUGGCAAGAGGGAAGAGUGGCUACAGCUGGAUUAAGAAAGUUAGCUGAUGAUGGUACAACCACUACCCUUGAAAAGGAAUUGAAAUCUGAGAGCGAUCAUAUACGGACGAUCAUCAAGGCCCGCGGCAUUUCCUGGCAACAAGUGGCCGGCUCUGGUAUUCCCACCACCUUUGCAGUAUUCAGGGUGGAUGCCAAACAUCAUCUAGUGUCUUUGGCCUCGAAACUGGCGCCAUCUCCGGAUUGGAUUCUUGGUAUUUCGGCAUUGGAGCUAUGCAACUUGAACUGUACUUGGAGAAGAUCGGCUGUCUUACCACUUUAUCCUUAUGACACUGGAACUGAUAGUGGUAUAAGUUACAUGUCCCGUCGCAACCCGACGGUACCGCCAGCUCCAGUUCGCGCUCUGAGACCCGAGUGGCCUAAAGAUUCCCGCUCGCCAUUUUUCGCCUCCACGGGAGAAAUGAGGCCUUUUGCUCGCCUCAGGCUUAAUCGACUGCGCUUGUACGAAAAGAGCUGCGAAUCUUCAGAUCCUGGCAACCAGCAAACCAUUGAUGCAUCAAUACGUACCGGUGGCGGGUCAUGUGCGACUCUGUCUUGGGGCUCUUGGGGUCCGUGUAGCGUGACAUGUGGCGAGGGGCGUGCUGCUCGGCAGAGGGACUACAUGUGGCCCGCUCGGGCCAAGGCAGACGCCUGUAGAACCCCUCUCACCGAUUACCAACCUUGUCGUGGACCUAGGAUACAUUGCCGAGUUCAGUCAGAAUACGAGCCAGAUCCAGCUGAAUUUAGCGGACCGUGUGCAGUGUCGUCUUGGUCCGAAUGGUCCCCCUGUGAAGGGUGUGGGGUUCGAGCCAGGACCAGGCACUAUUUAGUCCCGCGUGCCUUCAAACGCUGCCAUGUUGGUUUCAAGGCACGAACGGUCCUCAGCCAGGCCAUGCCUUGUGAAGCUGGACCAUGUUUUAAAGCACCCAGCGCUUUUGCAAAUUCCACAAACUUCGAUUGGUUUUACAUUGACAAUCCCCGCGGCGAAUGCGCAGUGACAAGUUGGGGUUCAUGGUCCCCGUGUUCCGCAAAAUGCGGCCGCGGUCGACGUAUUCGUACUCGUCUUUAUAUCUCGAAGGACCCGCGCGUACAAGUCCUGCUCACGAAGAGACUGCUCGCCGAUUGGAAUAAGCUGUUUGCUGAUUUUCAGAAUUUGACAGUACCAUCGGAAAAUGUGACAAGUGAAAAUCCGAACGUAGACCUUUUGGUACAAGAGCACUUGGAUCGCUGUCAGGACACUUUGACUCAGCAGGAGGCACUUUGUGAUGGAGAAGACACUUCAUGCGACACUGAAGUUCCUCAGGAGGUAUGCACACUGCCUAUGUCUGUGGGUCCAUGCCGUUUGUACGAAGAGAGAUGGUUCUACGAUAACUCUACUGGAGUUUGCGAGCCGUUUGGAUUUACAGGGUGUGGUGGGAAUGCAAACAACUUUCGAGACAAGCAGACUUGUGAUCGAGCGUGUGCUGGAAAAAAUAUAUCCGCUGUUUUUCCAGUCGCAGAGGCGAGCACCAAAAAGCUAAAAGCUACUCCUCCCGCUAUUGACAACGAAGUCUUGCCAAACGAUUCACCGCGAGUUGAUGUGAGUUGCGAGAUGGAACCGUGGCUCGGCUGGUCCGAGUGCUUCGGGGACUGUGAAUAUGCUAUUAAACUCAACUAUAGACUUGUACGACGUUUCGCAUCUGGCUUCGGAAAGCCGUGCCAGAAAGUAGUAAAGAGUCGUAUUUGUAGACCGAGGCAUUGUAGAGCCUCGAAUAGCACGUUGACCGACACCUACGGUGAAGACGAAUAG
Pieris macdunnoughi is the source of this 2514-nucleotide messenger RNA. Lineage: Eukaryota; Metazoa; Arthropoda; Insecta; Lepidoptera; Pieridae. The record is from the annotation of a GenBank genome assembly.